This is a messenger RNA of Sparassis crispa, 588 nucleotides long. RefSeq lists its product as hypothetical. NCBI's taxonomy places the organism in Eukaryota, Fungi, Basidiomycota, Agaricomycetes, Polyporales, Sparassidaceae. The transcript has 2 exons. The record is from RefSeq and is a predicted model, not a curated record. The coding region runs from base 1 to 588 and encodes 195 amino acids.
AUGCCUACUUUACGACAGCGGUUGCCCACCCGCUACAGAUUUAUCAUCAACGUCGAGAAGGCUGCGCAGGUCACACUCGUUCAUAAUCCAAGGUUAUACGCGAAGGCCGAACGAGAUGGGAUGCAUAACUGGGUAGACAUCUUGGUUGACUACACGGUGGCGAAGGUAAGCCGUGAGGUGCCCAUUCCUGAACUGUUUGCUGGGAACGCAUGGAUUGGAAGUGGCCACAGCAGUCUCUGCUGGAUUCUUCCCAUGAGGAUGCUACCACAGUAUUGCACACCAGAGGAUGAGUGGCAACUGCGGAAGUUCCAGAAGAUGGUUGGCCUGGGCGGGAAUCCUGUCAUCAUGGUGUCUUGCAAUGGAGUGGAACCUGCACGCUACAAGACCAUGGAGACGCCGGAAUUCCUCAUUGAGUGGUCUCUCCUCUCUUUCACGGAGCACUGUAUGUCGGGAGAGUUGACAGUGGAGAAGUUGUUGGCCUCCUACCAUGGCCUCGAAAUGCCCGAUGUCCAGAGCUUGUCGCUGGAGGAUGCGUCUAAGCCCCUUGUAACUGCAAAGAUGGAGAAGACUGAUGAUGAGAAAUCCUAA